UAAAACAUAUCAAAAAGGAAUUUCAAAGUGAACUAUCCCUUUAAAGAUACAAGGUAGUUCUCAUUAAGAGAAGAUACCUUGCUCAUGAGGACACCAAAAAGUUAUGAAAAAUGCACACCCAAAAAGAGGAGAUGAAAUGAAAAAUGAAAGGAGUGGAGCAUUGACACAAUUAUCAAGAAAAGUUUGACAAUUAUGCUGCCUGGCUUUGAGUUAACAAAUGACAUGGCAGCAGAUGGUUGUGUAUUUUUCACAGAAAUGGAAAAAUCUUGGUGUUCAGCAGCAGGUUGAUGCAGAAUAAUUCUAAAAAGCCUUAGGCCAGAAAAAAAAAAAUAUAUAUUCAUCACGAAUGUUCUAAUAUGAAAAGCAACAGAAAGAAAAAAACAAAAUAGCCAAAUUAGUGGAUGACUGGAUAAAAAUGACAUUACACACCAUUUUUUACAGUAUGGAACCUAAAAUCAAUUUCCAAAAAUUAUAAAAUACAAUUUCCAAACAAUCAGACAAAUGAGAGGGGUAAGUGUGAGGAAAAUGUUUGUUUCAAUGAAGUAAAGAAAUAGAGUGAGAUAUUUAGAAAGAUAAAGAUUUAGAGAGAGAGGCUAAUCAUAAAAUGGGAAUGCAGAAGAGGGUCAAAAACCUUUUGUGUGAGAAGGGGGAGGGGAAAGAGCAAAAACAAAAGGGCCGGUAUAGCAGAGAGUGUGCUUUCUAAGUGACAUCAGACCUCAGUACUGUGUCUUGCUCACUGUCAAAGCACACUGACUGCCAUUCGCCUGCUGAUCCUCCAGCGCAGAGCACCAGACCUCAAGCUCUCCGAAUUUGGGGACGCACAUCUUUUAUGUCUUCCAUAUCUCUCAGUAAUGAACUGUCCAUCAUUCUAUUUGUGAGUUUUGCUAUAGUUUGGAUUCUACCUGGACUCCAUGUGGGUAUUCAAGCACAAACUCGCUCAUGAAAGAUGGGUAAUGUGUCAGAAACAGCCCUGUUCGUAUCCACAAUCUCCAGACAGCACGACAUCCUCAUGGGAUCACUUUAUUCAGUGUUCUGUGUAUUGUCGCUUCUGGGAAAUGGCAUGCUGUUGUUUGUAGCCUACCGUAAGAGGUCAUCUCUGAAGCCAGCAGAGUUUUUUGUCAUAAACUUGUCUGUGAGCGAUCUAGGGAUGACCUUGUCUCUGUUUCCUCUGGCCAUUCCAUCUGCUCUAGCACACAGAUGGUUGUUUGGGGAGGUGGUAUGUCUGUGCUAUGCUGUGUGCGGGGUUUUAUUUGGCUUGUGCAGCCUAACAAACCUGACUGCUUUGUCAUCAGUAUGCUGCCUCAAAGUCUGCUGCCCAAAUUACGGUAACAAGUUCUCAUCCAAUCAUGCUUGUGUGAUGGUUAUUGGGGUUUGGUGCUAUGCGUCUGUGUUUGCUGUGGGACCUUUGAUCCGCUGGGGAAGUUUUGCACCAGAACCAUACGGAACCGCCUGCUGCAUAAACUGGUACAUUCCAUCCCAUGAUGCCCUUGCUAUGUCUUACAUCAUCAGUCUUUUUAUAUUUUGUUACGUUGUCCCCUGUACCAUCAUCAUCCUAUCUUACACCUUCAUCCUGCUCAGAGUGAGGGGGUCUCGCCAAGCCGUUCAAAAGCAUGUAUCGCCAAAAACCAAAGAAACCAACGCACACACUCUUAUUGUCAAGCUCUCAGUGGCUGUGUGUAUUGGCUUCGUUACGGCUUGGAGCCCAUAUGCGGUUGUUGCCAUGUGGGCUGCGUUCAGUGCCAAUGAGCCAGUCCCACCCACCGCCUUUGCGCUGGCAGCUAUCCUGGCCAAAUCCUCCACCAUUUACAACCCUAUGGUUUAUCUUCUCUUCAAACCCAAUUUUCGCAAAAUCCUGAGUCAGGAUACCCAAAACAUUCGCCACAGGAUGUGUGUGAGCCAUAGUAAGGCCAGCCCUACACCAGAAAUAAAGGCCCAGAGCUCUCAACAAUGCAAGGAUGCCACCAUCUCCACACCCUUUUCCAGCGGCCAGGCAGAGAGUUAUGGGACAUGUCAUAUCUAUGCAGAAGCAGAGCCACAUUUUCAGCAAAUAAGCCCGCAAAGAACUGUACGGAUUCUGGAGGGAAUCAUCCAGAGUGAAAUAUCAGUGAGACAUAUGACUGACAGAAUGCAAAAUGACCUCCUGUGAGAAAAACUCAAGAAAGAAAGAAAAUGCAUGAAAUACAAGGAAGGAGAAGAUGAUGUGUAAAAAUUGUAGAUGUCCUAAGAUGCCCAAACAUGCCCAAAAACAAGUUGUAGCAAGUGUAGAAAGCAUAUUUCACCAAUGCCAUGGCAGUCAACAUUCAGUUUUUAAAUGUAAAACGUGUUCUGUGAGACCAGCUUUCAUUACUUGAACGAGCCAAAAAAAAAAAAAAAUAUAUCAUUGUGUGAGUAAAGUUAAAUAAAUGAUGUGGAGUAGGUUCAGUGUGUUAUCGAUUUAAAAAACAAUUCAAGUUGAACUCACCAAGUCUGACUCUAUGGGUUUCAGUUUCAUCCAGGGUUUACGGUAAGAAAGCAAGGUCAGUUCAUUGAAUGAACAAAGACUGUCAUCUGCUGGCUGAACAGGGCUAUUACAACUGAAAAUCUUCUGGAAAAACUGGUUGGUUUACAUUGCUAAGCAUUGAUAAAAUUACACACGUUACACAUAUGCGUUACACACAGUAUUAGGCUAUCUCUCUUAGUUUAAUCACAAACGAGCAAAAUUUUGUAGGCUAGUUUGUUUGCUUCCAGCUGAAUGGCACACACGAUUUCAUUACAAAAGUCUUUAGUCUGUAUGGAAAUUGAACUAAAAUGCCAGUGGUUGGUGAGGUUGAGGGGAUGAUCGUGCUCCCAAACCAAUGUAGGCUACCUUUUUAAUUUAGUUAUCUGCUUUGUAGCUUGAGAGUAUGGUGUAAUGAGCAUGAUAUACCUAUAGGGGUCACUACACCCCACCAAAAACAGAAGGAAUCAGUUAACAGCUCAGUGAAAUAGCUUUGAGGCACCCCUUAUUCAAAGAAAGCACACAAAAAGAGUCAGACUUUACUUAGAUUUACGUCAAACCUCUAACAGAUCUGUAUGUGGGAACUGCCAGUUAUAUGCAAAGUCAAGAAAAUCACUCCAAAUUCUGACUAGUCCACCUAAACAACCAGUAAAUGCUUAGAAUUGUCAUGAAAAAAUCCAGGCUAAACUGCCAGGUUCCAGGUACACUGGAUUUUUUUUCAAUUAGCUCUGUCCUCGGGCCUUGACUGAGAGAGAUACAAUGCAAUAG
Pimephales promelas (fathead minnow) is the source of this 3244-nucleotide messenger RNA. RefSeq names its product opsin 7, group member c (gene opn7c). NCBI's taxonomy places the organism in Eukaryota, Metazoa, Chordata, Actinopteri, Cypriniformes, Leuciscidae. Gene Ontology annotation, cellular component: membrane. Gene Ontology annotation, molecular function: G protein-coupled receptor activity. The record is from RefSeq and is a predicted model, not a curated record. Gene Ontology annotation, biological process: G protein-coupled receptor signaling pathway; visual perception.